AUGGAUGCGCUCAAAGCACAUCGGAACACACUGAGAGGCGCUGAUUGCUUAGAGGUGUUGUUCGGGCUAGAAAAAAGGGAUUGUGUUCGUGCCAUGCAGCUGACAUUCCGUCCUAAUGUGGAAUGUGUUUGCGGCAGUGAAAUUGUAGAUGACCUUGAAACACACCUUGAUGUUCCUUUCCAGUCAAGUUGUUUGAGACAUAAACUCAUGGAGAUAGCGGUAUCCAUUGCAAUGGAGGAUUAUGAGGGCCGGCAAAGAACGAAGUAA
Molecule: messenger RNA, 267 nt
Organism: Botrytis porri
Lineage: Eukaryota; Fungi; Ascomycota; Leotiomycetes; Helotiales; Sclerotiniaceae
Exons: 1
Coding region: 1-267 (88 amino acids)
Source: RefSeq, a predicted model, not a curated record